AGAGAGAGAGAGGGAACAAUACAGAGACGAAACAUGAUAAAGUGACAAAGCAAGAUAUAGCGACAGAAAGUGACACAGACUCAAAACAUGAUGACCAGACAGAACCAAAUAAUGAAGCAAAGCAUGAUAAACAGAUGGAACACGAUAAAGAACCAAAGCAUGAUGAACAGAGAGAAGUCGAGACAGAGUCAAAUCAUGAUAAAGAGUCACAUACUGACGAAGAGCAAAAGCACGAUGAACAGAUAGUACGCGAUAUAGAACCAAAGCACGAUGAACAGAAAGAAAUUGAUAAAGAGCAAAAGCAUUAUGAACAGACAGAACGCGAUAAAGAAUCAAAGCAUGAUGAACAGACAGAAGCCAACACAGAGUCAAAUCAUGAUAAAACAGAAAAUGAUAAAGAGCAAAAGCAUUAUAAACAGGCAGAGGACGACACGGAUCCAAAAGAGACAGAAUGUGAAACAAAGUCUUUCAUAACUCUGCUUGAGGAGGAAUUGGAAGAAAGAAAGUUAAAAUUACGAUUUGGAAAUAAAGAUGACGUUGUUUUGGAUGUUUUGGAUUUUGCUGGUCAAGGAGAAUACUACGCCUCUCAUCAGACAUAUAUUCGUAAGGAUGCUAUAUUCAUUCUGUUGGUAGAUACAUCUAAAGACGUCAAUAAAAGAACAGAACAACAAGAAAGAAAAGGGAAUUUAAGUAUUCAGAAGACAGUUGACAAAAAGAUUUUUCUUUGCGAUAGACCUGGAGUUGCUUUUCACUGUUGGAGCCCCAAAGAUUAUUUUUACUACUGGUUGAAAACUAUUCAAAUCCAUGGGGGUAUGAGUGAACGUAUAAUUUUUGUUGGAACUCAUGAAGACAAAAAAAGGGAUGAUUUCGACUUUGGCCAUCUACUAAACGAUGCUAUUACUGAGAAUCUCAUCACAGAAAAAUAUUCCAAACCUAUCAUUACAAAUCUUUGUAGAUAUGAUGAAGUAACUGAGGACGCUUUAUCUAAAAUAAAAAAUGAAAUCUGUAUACACAUCAAAAAAUGCACAAGGGAGAAUCAGCCUGCAAAAUGGGUAAAAUUUGCAAGUCGGUUUGAUAUGAUCAAGAGAAAAUUCCAUAUGGGUACAAUUGAAGACGUUUUGCAGAUGAUUGAUCAUUUCGACCCUGAAAUGAGUGAUACAGAAGUAGCAGAUAUGCUCCAUUUCUUCCACAGCUCUGGAAAAAUCAUUUUCUUCAAUAUAGAUAGAUUACAAGAUAUUGUAAUUCUUGAUAUUCCGUGGUUUAUUAACUGUUUCAAGCAUAUAAUUGCUGAUCGCAAGCACGUGGAAGAAGACUGUAGCAUUGUUGAUGUUAAAGACCAAAAAAUGUUGCGCAUUUUUCAUGAAAAAGGUAUAUUAGAGAUUUGUCUUUACAGGAAAUUAUUGACACAGAAAAGCAUUUCAGAACAGUAUCAGAACACUUUAGGUGAAUAUCAGAGUAAGCUUGGCAUGAUGUUCUACAUUCAGAAUUACAAAAUCAAUGAUGGAUCGAGCAUAGACGGUGGGUAUAUUCCGAGCAUAAACACCCAGGAAUUCAAACCCAUCAUUGAGAGGUAUGGAAGCGACGAAUCAUCACAGAUCCUUUGCAUUAAGUUCAAAGACUAUCUGCCAUAUGAUUUCUUUGGCAGAUUAGUAGUAGCUUGUGUGAACUCAGGACAUUGGCAUCCAUACGAUUACCGGUUGUGCAAAAAUGGGGCAGAUAUGUGUUAUCGUGAUUCAAACAAUGAUAGCAAACAAAUAUACCUUUUUACCUCAAGAAAGAUCGUUACUGCUCAAUUUAUUGGAAAACAUUCUAAAAAACAUGGACUCGAAGUCAAGCAAGAAAUCCUUAACAUUGUUAGGCAACUUGUUCAGUUUUACGCACGUUCUAAUGAAUAUGAGAUAGGGUUCCUUUGUAGAAAAAAAGAGGGUUAUAUGGAAGACUCAGUAAAUCACUUUGUGUCAAAAAGAUACAAGUACUGUCAGGGAUGUCAUGGAACUUGUGACUGGGUAGAUACCGAAUCGUUUUGGAAAGAGGAAAGUAACACAGAAAACACAAUUUCGACAAGAAAGCUUGUACCUUCACAGAUUGCCUACAAAGUUUACUCUCAUUUUGUCACACGAGUUUCUGAGAUAGCAGCUACAACUACAAUACUACAGGGCAUCAGUAGCAAUUUAGAUUGGGCAUGGAUAGACGAUCUAGCAUUUAUUGGGCGAGAAUUGAACGACCUCCAUAGAAAAAGUGAUGCUGAUGCUGAAAAGAAAGAUACUGCUUUAAGAAACAUUAGCAAAGUCCUCAAAAAAAUUUCGUGUGGUCUAGAUAAGAAAACAGGUUUUAAAGACUUUAGAAAGGAAAUCUUCUUUCUCUGGACACAAACCACUGGCCUUUUUGAGGAAAUUCAAGGAAUCCCUGUGGUGUCUUUGAAACAAAAAGAAAAACACGGUACUGAAAUAUCAUUAGAAGCAGAAACAGAUGUCCCGAUCCGCCAUCAUCUUUGGUUAAAAAAAAUACAGAGUAAUAGGCAAUACAAAGUUUUACGUCCUAGUGAUGAAGAAGGAGAAAAGUACAAAUUUCAGGAGUACAAAGACAAACUAUUGAUGACGAUUAAGAACUUUGAUGUACAGGAUAAUGGACACUACUUUGUUUUAGUUGUAACUGAAACGGGUGCUUCUGUUUGUAGAGAAACUAUUCAACCGUUUGCAGGUAAGAUAGAAAUAGUAUCUACCAUUUACUUAAUCUUGAAACUUUUUAAUUAAAAUAUAUUAAUUACCAGGCAUGACUUGAUGACCUUCCUGGUACAAUUCGUUAUAAAUGCAAACACAACCUUUUACGUUU
This is a messenger RNA of Saccostrea cuccullata (small rock oyster), 2832 nucleotides long. RefSeq lists its product as uncharacterized. Lineage: Eukaryota; Metazoa; Mollusca; Bivalvia; Ostreida; Ostreidae. The record is from RefSeq and is a predicted model, not a curated record. The transcript is spliced from 7 exons. The annotation marks the transcript as partial.